Messenger RNA from Aricia agestis (brown argus), 4094 nucleotides. It is a transcript of the gene disp, whose product is annotated as protein dispatched. Lineage: Eukaryota; Metazoa; Arthropoda; Insecta; Lepidoptera; Lycaenidae. The coding region runs from base 239 to 3550 and encodes 1103 amino acids. Gene Ontology annotation, cellular component: membrane. The record is from RefSeq and is a predicted model, not a curated record. The transcript has a single exon.
ACAAUUUUCUGGCAAAUUUUUGUAUACCUAAUGAAAUAAUGUAAAAACUCACAGGUUUUUGAAAUUUUCUAUAACAAUGGCAAAUGAAGUAUCUAUUUUAUGAAUAAGGAUGAUAAGAAUCCUAGUAAAAUGUGAUUUUCUUCCUAGUUUAAUAUUAUUUGACUGUAUCAUAAGAUUUCUGCGAGGAAGAAGAAAAUGAAUUAAAUUGUAAAUAUGAAGUUAAAGAAAACGAGUGAAAAUGCUGUCGGCCUACGCAAGGUUCAUCGUACGUCAUUCGUAUGCGUUUCUUUUCACAGUGACAGUUAUUUGUACAAUUUUAACUGUUAUUCCACUGGUUUGUCACAGUAUUCCUUCAUUUUCCGAUCCAAUAACAGGAUUCGAAACGAGAGGUACCACCCUCGCCCACCGUUUCAUCGCGUGGGAGAAUUUAAUCGAUGAAACGAGACCGUCUAAAAGCCUUGCAGUCAACCCUCAGGAAAUCGAAGAUCAAAUACGAAUGAACAAGACUUACAAACAUAGAAAAAAGCAGGGAAGAGUUCGUUCGAGUCAAAAAGGCGCACAAAGACACAACAAAUACAAUAGCAACAUAGGAUUUGUGAAAACACUGUCCAAUUCAUCACAAACAAACUUUUCCUCUGAUCAUGUUCACUGGGGCUUCGGAAAGAAUACAACUUACGAGGAGGAGGAUACAGAACUGCUCAGGAACCAUUCUAGGGAGCAGUGGAAGUCCCUCAGGGACAUGCCCAACACACGUGACAACGUAGUGAACCAUGGCUCUGGGGUAUGUGGAGCCCCCGCUGCAGAUUACGCACACCUAGUAGUUACAUCCACUAACAGUAAGUCAAUGCUGUCUUUUGAGAAUGUUAAGCAGAUGUGUAACUUACAGUCCUCGCUCAUUAACAUAGCUAAUGAUGAGUACAAUAAAUUGUGCCAGAGAUCUCAUUCGAAUGAUUACUGUUGUUCUAUUUGGAGUGUGCCAAAUUAUAUAGCUUUAAUAUCUGGCAGGAAUUCAUGCCAUAAUAUAAGUAGAGAGGAUGUUAGGAAAACUAUACAUAUUUUAAAGAAGUGUGCAGGGUACUUUCAUAACUUUACCCUGAUGGAGUCCUGUGAGCUCAACCAAUGUAGAGUGCCAAAGUUCUGCACACAGUAUGAUGCUGUUUAUAAUUUGUUGUUCUAUAUUAUAGAUUCUGAUGCAUUUUCGCCAAAAAAUAUAUCUAAUACAUUUGUUAAGCAUGUGAUGAUCUUCCUGCCAUUGCCCAGUAGUAGUACUAUCUUAAACUAUUAUUUAAAGUUACAAAGCUCAAAAAUGGCCUAUGAAUCUCUUACUAUAUCUGCCGUAGAUUUUGGUCUAAAGAAUGCUCUUUUUGAUAUGUGGAUUAUUGAGGAUACGUGGUUGAUAGGCCUCGGCGGACUCUUUGUAUUUGUGUUGGUGUUUGUGUAUACUAAGUCAUUAAUACUUACUAUAAUGUUGUUUAUUGCCAUCACAUAUUCUCUCGGUGUGGCAUACUUCUUGUAUAUCUAUGUGUUGAACUUGGAGUUUUUUCCAUUUAUGAAUUUAUUAGUCAUAGUUGUUGUGAUAGGUAUAGGGGCCGAUGAUGCUUUUCUGUAUGUGAAAGUUUGGAAAAUGAUAAGCUGGCAACUGAUUAAAGAUAAUAUUGUCGAUGACAACUCUUUAGCAGAUAUUAAGAAUAUCUCGAGUGCUGGAGAAACUAUUCUCGUUCAAAUUAUAGAGGAAACUUUAAAACACACUGUGAUCGCUAUAUUUGUAACAACACUGACAACAGCAGUAGCAUUUUUUGCCUCAUACAUUAGUUACAUUCCAGCUAUCAAUUGCUUCAGUGUAUUUGCUGGAACAGCAGUAUUAGUGAACUUUUUUCUAAUGGUCACUUGGCUCCCUGUGACUGUGUUUAUCCUAGAUGUGAAAUUGUGUACAGGUAGAUGGUUUAAGUGUAGCGUUAUCAGUAGAACAUUUAAUGGAGCUACUGAGGAUAUCAAAGUUAUUAUUAAUAGGUUUCUGACUAUGUGCAUUGUGAGAUUGCACAUUGUUCUAGUAUUAUUGUUAGGUGCCAUAGGAAUUUACAGUAUUAUUGUAGUAUUUUAUUUUCCCGGUCUUCGACUUCCCGAUUCGCGACAGUUUCAAUUGUUUCAAAUCGAUCAUCCUUUUGAAAUUUACGAUACAAAGUAUAAGGACAAGUUUUUGUUUGAAAGAUUGAGCAGGGAUUCCGGAAUGGGUAUCAAAAUGCCGCUGCGGUGGAUCUGGGGUGUGAAGGCCAUCGAUAAUGGAAAUCAUAUGGAUCCCUUUUCUAAGGGACAUCUAGUAUUUGAAGAAGAAUUUAGUAUAUCGAGUCCAACUUCGCAGGUAUGGCUUCUAGAUUUUUGCUCAAGAAUAAAACGACAGCCAUUCUAUCAGCACACCCUAGGGCCCCUGCUGCCGAACUGUUUUAUCGAAAGUUUCAAAAUGUAUAUGAGUAGAAAAUGUAUAGAUACGAUCGACAAAAUAAAUAGAGCGCCAUGUUGCGAGUCCUCACGAUUCCCGUACAGGAAGGAAGUGUUCGACUUUUGCAUAAUCAAAGCGAUGGAGUCCCUCUACCAAACGUCGCGACAGCUUUUCUUGCCUGGAGUAGCAGGUCCGAAGUUUCUGCGGAAUAGGAACCCACCCAUAGUCGCAGCGAUCGUCGUAGAAUUCGAAAGUGUGAUACCGUAUUCCAUGUCUUACACUAAAAUGCACGAAUUUUUCGUUCAAGUGGAGAAUUGGACGAGAACCGAGCUGGAAAAUGCUCCAGCUGGUAUGAAAUACGGAUGGUUCCUAUCCGACUUGCAAUUUUAUGAUCUUCAGCAGACUUUGGCUAGCGGAACCGUAACGGCUCUACUGUUAUCCGCUGGACUAGGUUUCAUCGUACUUCUUCCGUCUACCUUCAGUUUUAUAUUGAGCACUUGUGCUCUCGUUGCUAUAAUAUUUUCGUGUACGGUGACGAUAGCAAUUCUGGUGGUGUGCGGAUGGAAGUUGAACGUUCUGGAAAGCGUAGCUAUUUCGACGUCGGCCGGUUUGGCCGUAGACUUCAGCUUACAUUACGCUAUUAGUUACACUAACGUCAGCGGCCCCAGGACGACCAGGGUGAAGUAUGCUCUGGCUGCCUCGGCUGGGCCUACGGCUGCUGCCGCGCUGACUACCGGUUCGGCUGGCAUAUUUCUCCUCCGCUCAAAUCUUCUUCCCUACUCUCAAAUAGGAGUGUUCCUAGCCCUAGUCAUGUCGGUAAGUUGGAUUUAUGCGACGUUCUUCCUGUGUUCGCUCCUGUAUACGUGCGGACCGGAGUCCUCAAAGGAGCCCCAAGUCGACGACCGGAAGGCGGUGUCCCGGGUUAGUUCAGUUUGCUCUGGUGUUCCAAAUCUUGAGAGUCACGAGUUGGAGCACUUGGCUGACAGCAAUCCGACGAACAUAACGCACUCCCAUAGCCCGUCUAGUAUGAGCGCCAUGACCGUCGUCCUUCACGAGGACGUAGAAAAUACGUAUAAAAGUGAUAACUGUAGUAACACAUUAGAUAACGACUGACUGUUUAGUGUUUACACUGUAGUGUAUUGCUAUCGAGCGUUAUGGCCGUUUUGUACUUAAUGCAGCAGUAUUAUUUUGUGACGCGUUAUUUCCAGUAUUAGUUUAUAAUGGUUGUUAUUGAUGUUAUAGAAUCACUGGACAAUAAUUAACACUAUAUAAUAUAUAUAAAUAAAUACAUGUAAGAUCUUGAUGAGCUUUCGCACACUUACUUAUAAAUUAUAAUUAAUAGACCGUAUUAGGUUGCUUUCUUUUCGAAUCUCUGUAUUAUUAUUAUUUAGGACGAUUAACUAUCGUUGAAGCUCAAACAUGUGAAGGUGUCAAUUUAUAUGAAUAUAAGUACAUUAAACAAUAUGUACCUGUACGUCUAUAAUUAUUAUUUACAAUGGAAAACUAUAUUUUGGAUAAAAUAUUACGUCUUCUGGUAAAAUGAGUAUUGGUAAGACUUAAGAGAUAUAAGAGAUAUAAUAAGAUUUUAUCUGUAAAGUUAUAUCCCUAUUCCCUUCAUAAUUUAUCCCCCAAAUGUAAUCGUCACUUAAAAUUAUAC